Hevea brasiliensis (rubber tree) is the source of this 1332-nucleotide messenger RNA. Its product is annotated as E3 ubiquitin-protein ligase ATL42-like. The record is from RefSeq and is a predicted model, not a curated record. Bases 15 to 1289 code for a protein of 424 amino acids. The transcript has a single exon. Lineage: Eukaryota; Viridiplantae; Streptophyta; Magnoliopsida; Malpighiales; Euphorbiaceae.
GCUGCCUUUUCUCUAUGAAUCAAUUACAGGUGUUCCUCAUAAUUCUUUGUUUCUUCUUCUUCUUCUUCUUCCUCAAUGUCAAUGCCCAAAACACAUCAAAUUCUCCAUCGGGUGUCCUCAAUCCACUCCAUCCAAGCCUCGUAGCUGUGGUUAGCAUCAUCUCAAUUAUGCUCUCUGUAACUUUCCUCAUACUUGCCUAUGCAAAAUUCUGUCGCAGAAACACAACUGGUGUUCAUCUCUUAGUCCAUGACACAUAUCACCAAAAUUUCCUUCCCCUCAGUCGUUCAAGGUCUAGAUUUUCUGGCAUUGAUAGAGCGGUGAUUGAUUCGCUCCCCUUCUUCAGGUUCUCUUCUCUCAAGGGCUCAAAACAAGGCCUAGAGUGUGCAGUUUGCUUAUCAAUAUUCGAAGAUACCGAGAUUCUUCGAUUGUUGCCCAAGUGUAAGCAUGCAUUUCACAAGAACUGCAUUGACCGGUGGCUAGAAAGUCACUCUAGCUGUCCUCUCUGUAGGUACAAGUUCGACCCAAAGGAUCUCAAGAGCCUUAGCAUUUCCAAUAGUUUGAGAUACUUACAAAACUCUUCCAAUCUCACUGAGGAUCCUAAUCUUUCACUCUUUGUCCAGAGAGAGCAAGAUUAUCAUGGGUCGUCAAGAUUUAACCUUGGAAGCAAUGACAAAGGCAACAAACAAGAAUUAUUGCUUGUUCGAGAAGGUAAUAACAAUAAUGACAACCAGAAACUCUUGCAUAAAUUCAAGCACAAGAUCAUUAUCUCCGACGUUAUUAUCAAGAACCGAUGGAGUGAUGUUAAUUCCUCAGACUUCUUGUCCUUGAAAUCUGAGAUGCUCAGUGUCAUGUCAAGCAACAGGUUCUCUCCUUCGAACUCAAGCAGUGCAGGAUUCUAUAACAGUACUCUGUCCGUGAAUGAAAAUAUAGAGAAGAUCAAAGGGGACAUAGAGAGGAAGAGAUUAUACGAGUCCAAGAUUAGCAAAGUUGAGAGAAGUGAUUCGUUUUCAACUUCAAGUUUUCCCUCUACUUCAUAUACGGAGGAAAAAAAAAGUUGGUCGAAAAUGAUUAGUCCUGCAGAGAAGAGAUCAAUGUCUGAGAUUACAAUCUGUUCAAGGUUCAAUGAAUUAGAUCUGAAGAGCAAAAUCAAAGAAUCUGUAUCCCCAAGGAGCAGUAGUGAACAGGAAGACAAGAUAAGGAGGCUUUGGUUACCAAUAGCACGAAGAACAGUUCAAUGGUUUGCAGGUAGAGAAAGAAACUUACAAGUGCUAGGAACAUCAAACGUGUGAUAUUUGAUUAAUUAUAGCUAAAAGAAGGUUUAUGAAUUUCAUG